Molecule: messenger RNA, 2047 nt
Organism: Paralichthys olivaceus (Japanese flounder)
Lineage: Eukaryota; Metazoa; Chordata; Actinopteri; Pleuronectiformes; Paralichthyidae
Product: serine/arginine-rich splicing factor 10
Biological process (GO): mRNA splicing, via spliceosome
Cellular component (GO): cytoplasm; nuclear speck
Molecular function (GO): RNA binding
Source: RefSeq, a predicted model, not a curated record
CCCAAACGAAGAAGAGGAGCGAACAAGGCGCGUUUUAACUGCGCAUGUUCAGCGCACUUUCUCGCUGCUGGGUUUUUUUUUUCUGUAGCGACAUUUUCCGCCGCUGAGGGAUUUUAAUUUCAUGGCCAGACACAUGAGGCCUCCGAGCACGUCUCUGUUUGUCAGGAACAUCGGCGAUGAGUCCAGGCCUGAGGAUUUGCGGCGUGAGUUUGGCCGCUAUGGGCCGAUAGUAGAUGUCUACAUCCCACUUGACUUCCAUACACGUCAACCAAGAGGAUUUGCAUACAUUCAAUUUGAGGACGUGCGUGAUGCAGAAGAUGCUCUUCACAGCCUGGACAGGAAGUGGGUCGGUGGCCGGCAGAUUGAAAUCCAGUUUGCACAGGGCGACAGAAAGACUCCAAAUCAGAUGAAGGCGAAGGAGCGGCCGUCUCCAGGCAGAUCCUCUCGAUACGACGACUAUGACCGAGACAGCCGGCGCAGACGCUCACGCAGCCGCAGCUACGACAGAUACAGAUCACGCAGCCCUUCAUACGAUCGCCGGCGCAGACGGUCGGAGAGUCCGCGAGAAUCUCGUGGGCGGAUUUAUGGAAGAGGAAGGAGCAGGAGCCGUGAGGACGACAGGUACAAGCAACGGCCGAGGAGAGAGUCCAGAGGAAGAUCUCGAUCGCGCUCCAGAUCGGCGUCUCCGCGAGAAAACAUCAACCCAGCUUCGACUUCCCAUUACACGGAGGAAGAAGUGCGACGUGCACACUCCCCAACCCGCUCACGAUCCCGUUCUGUGUCAAGAUCACGCUCUCGGUCCCGAUCCUGGGCUGGACGCAAGUCAGGAGGACGCUAGAAAUUAUCCGCUCCUUCCUUCAGCUCAGUACCAGAGUUGGGUGUUUGUUAAGAAAAGAUUUGUUUGACAUGAAUGUAACGUUCCACUGAACCAUUUGUAGAAAGUUUGUUUUUGCAGCUUCCUUUUAUGAACAAUUCCCGAGGUCGGUUGCUUGUUUUUAUAACAUUAUUUUGGUAACGUUUCCGGUUAGGAACAUGAUGCAGUUUCUAUGUUCAGUGGUUGUCGGCCAGGAAUAAUCUGUCGUCUUCUUUUUUUUCUUUUUUUUACAUACAGUUGCUGAUAAUUUAGUUUUCUAAACCCUAUGCACCCUUUUUGCAAAAUCAGUCAGUAUUUUAAAAGGAAUCCAAUUUGUUAACGAGUACGACCAGUUUUUUUUUCUUUUCAGCCGCUCUCAGACAUGCACUGAGCUCCGGACAUUUUCCGGAGGGGCUGCGCGUGAGAAUGCAAAUGUCUGAGUCAGCUGCUCUGGACCUUUUCUGGAACUUUCCUCAAGGAAAAUGUCCCGAGUUAGUCCGUGUGAGAAUACAGCAGGAAAGUGUCUAGAACAUUCACGGCGAGCGAGUGGGCGUGUUGAUGACGGUUCUAGAAAAAUUGAAAAUCACAAAACUGGAAGAAAAAAACUCCUCUGGCCCUGAAUGUUCGGGACAAUUUCCAAUCUCCUGCUGUUUUCUUCAUGUGUGAAAUGUGUUAAUUUCUUAAUUAGAAUAAACUCCAAACUCAGCUUGAUUGAUAAUUCAUCACGUUGCACAUUAUUUAUAAUCUUCCACUUUUACUGGCGGCUUCAGACCGAAUUGAAAACAGAUUUCCUGCAGCAGUAAUACGGCUGAGAAGGAUGAAAACACCGAUGGAUUCAACUUCAAGUUGAUAUUUUUAUAUUUUAACAUUAAAACCUCUGGCUGCCUGGAAGGAAUAAAAAAAUACAAAAACAAUAUGAAGACUGUUUGGACUUAAAUACACUAAAAGAAUCUUUUUAAAAAAGUGUUAAAAUUUUCUCGACCAGAAUCUGUUUGUACAUUAAUGUGUUUUUUCUGUAUCCGUAAACCCUUUUUUUCUAAAUUUAAUUUUCCGUUCAUCAGUUCUUUAUCCGACUGUGUUGAUAGUUUUUCUGAGCAGCCCUUGUUGUCACAGCAUGUUUUAUCCUCCCGACCUUCUAUCAUCCGUAGAAAGAAACUGUUAUUUUGAGUAUUAAAUGAUAACGUUCUGUAAAAA